Messenger RNA from Penicillium verrucosum, 1347 nucleotides. RefSeq lists its product as uncharacterized. NCBI's taxonomy places the organism in Eukaryota, Fungi, Ascomycota, Eurotiomycetes, Eurotiales, Aspergillaceae. The coding region runs from base 1 to 1347 and encodes 448 amino acids. The transcript is spliced from 5 exons. The record is from RefSeq and is a predicted model, not a curated record.
AUGAACAAUCCGUACGAUCAUGCGUUGCGUGAGCAAUGGCAGUCAAGCCUCAUGGGAGAGCAGUUCUGGGACGACGUGACGAGACAUGCCCAGGAACGUGCUGCAAAUGAGAAUGAGGAACAAGCCCUAACUGGCCAAUUGCCGCAUCAAAACCCUACCCAGUCAUCUUCCAAAGGUCUUGUUCAGACUACAGUGACAAGCUCUACCGAGAAGAGUCCACAGAAGAAGAAGAGUCGUUUCGAACUCCCCCGUCUGGCUUCUUUCAAUAGCGUCAGAUUGCGCAACACCAUUAAUCCCGCCCCCGUGAGGACUCAUACUGCAACCUCACCUGAAAAGAGUCUUGAGAAGGGCCAUGAGAGUUCGAAGAGAGAGGACCGUCCGCUCCCAACCUGGACAUUGCACCCCCCCAGCGGCCCCGAGAACUCUUACCAUUUCCCCACAAUUCCUCAGACCAUUAUCAGUUCUGAGGAGUGGGUUGAGAGUGAUCCUCACCCUGAACCUGUGCCUACCCCUCGCCCAUCUCGCAGUGCCCAAAUCAACUUGAUGGCGUACCUCAACGAGGGUGGCACUUGGGCCAACAUCCCACGCACCGAGUCUGUCCUCGAACUCAACAUGCUGUGCGAUGCUCGCAAGGGCUCGCCCAACAGCCAUGUCGAGUUCGAUCAUGAUCAGACAGGUGCAGUGUCUGAUGUGGCCAUUCAGGCCAAUGUUCCCGGAAGGGGGGAGGAGAUUGAGGUCAGAAUCACCAUCCCCUCCGACCACGCGUUGCGGCCCUUGGUGGAGUUCCGGAACCUGCGGGUCCUCCGUCUGACUGGUAUGUUUAAAUCAUACCAGAGGACCAUCUGGCAGGCGGUCUGGUUGAACCCCCAGCUCGUCACCCUCGAGCUGGAGAUGGCGGUGGGACUGGAGAUCAAGGAGCCAGUUCCACGGGGCUGGAAGCCCAUCCGUGAUGGAUGGGUGAUGAAUGCGGGGUCGUUUGGCGCCCCCGUUUACUAUGGAGAGGGCGGCACCGGAGAGAUCUCGAGCAGGCUCGGGUACGGCGAGUACCUCGACAAGUUCUGCAUCGAGAAGGCAAGACUUCUUGCCGGUGUCACUGGUUUCCCCGUCCCCCGCUACCUGCCGGUCAAGCAUCUCACCUUGACCGGCUUCGCGGUGGACGGGGAUGCGUUCGGGAUGUGGUUCCGGAACCUCGAAGAGGUUCAUUUUAAGAAGGACUGCGUCGACUGCGGUUUCUGGCUCUCUCGAGCCCAGCGAGGCGUUCGAGUUCGUCACUCGAACAAGCUCGGUGAGGGGGAGCUUGCCGAGCUCACCGCUGCGGUGGGAGGUCUGCGGACCUCCGGGAUGUGA